This is a messenger RNA of Eutrema salsugineum, 1989 nucleotides long. Its product is annotated as adenosylhomocysteinase 2. Gene Ontology annotation, biological process: L-methionine cycle. The record is from RefSeq and is a predicted model, not a curated record. NCBI's taxonomy places the organism in Eukaryota, Viridiplantae, Streptophyta, Magnoliopsida, Brassicales, Brassicaceae. Gene Ontology annotation, cellular component: cytosol. Gene Ontology annotation, molecular function: adenosylhomocysteinase activity. The transcript has 2 exons. Bases 61 to 1518 code for a protein of 485 amino acids.
UUACUCUCACAUCUUCAAUAAUAGAUCGGAGAAACCAAAACAAAAUUCAAAUCUAUUCCAAUGGCGUUGCUUGUGGAGAAAACCUCGAGUGGCCGUGAAUACAAGGUCAAGGACAUGUCUCAGGCCGAUUUCGGCCGUCUCGAAAUCGAGCUCGCCGAGGUCGAAAUGCCCGGACUCGUCUCUUGCCGUACCGAAUUCGGACCUUCUCAGCCAUUGAAAGGAGCUAGAAUCACCGGAUCUCUUCACAUGACGAUCCAAACUGCCGUUCUCAUCGAAACCCUAACCGCUCUCGGCGCCGAGGUCAGAUGGUGCUCUUGCAACAUCUUCUCCACCCAGGACCACGCCGCCGCCGCGAUCGCUCGCGAUUCCGCCGCCGUUUUCGCCUGGAAAGGGGAGACUCUUCAGGAAUACUGGUGGUGCACUGAGAGAGCUCUCGAUUGGGGUCCUGGAGGCGGUCCUGAUCUCAUCGUCGACGACGGUGGUGACGCGACGCUCUUGAUCCAUGAAGGAGUCAAGGCUGAGGAGAUCUUCGCGAAGACCGGUCAGUUUCCAGAUCCGACUUCCACCGAUAAUCCUGAGUUCCAGAUCGUGUUGUCGAUCAUCAAAGAUGGUCUUCAGGUUGAUCCUAAGAAGUAUCACAAGAUGAAGGAGAGAUUAGUCGGUGUUUCGGAGGAGACGACCACUGGUGUUAAGAGGCUUUACCAGAUGCAGGAGACUGGUACUCUCUUGUUCCCUGCCAUUAACGUCAACGAUUCCGUCACCAAGAGCAAGUUCGACAACUUGUAUGGAUGUCGUCACUCUCUCCCUGACGGUCUCAUGAGAGCCACUGAUGUCAUGAUCGCCGGAAAGGUCGCUGUUAUCUGCGGUUACGGUGACGUCGGAAAGGGUUGUGCUGCAGCCAUGAAAACCGCCGGUGCACGUGUCAUCGUCACCGAGAUCGACCCGAUCUGUGCGCUUCAAGCUCUCAUGGAAGGCCUACAAGUUCUAACCCUCGAGGACGUUCUCUCGGAAGCUGACAUCUUUGUCACCACCACUGGAAACAAAGACAUCAUCAUGGUCGACCACAUGAGGAAGAUGAAGAACAACGCCAUAGUCUGCAACAUUGGUCACUUCGACAACGAGAUCGACAUGCUCGGGCUCGAGACUUUCCCUGGUGUGAAACGCAUCACCAUUAAGCCGCAGACCGACAGGUGGGUGUUCCCGGACACCAAGACAGGCAUCAUUGUGUUAGCCGAAGGUCGUCUGAUGAACUUGGGAUGUGCCACUGGACACCCGAGUUUCGUGAUGUCGUGCUCGUUCACAAACCAGGUGAUUGCACAGCUUGAGCUAUGGAACGAGAAGUCGAGCGGGAAGUAUGAGAAGAAGGUGUAUGUUUUGCCUAAGCACUUGGACGAGAAAGUGGCUGCACUUCACUUGGGCAAGCUCGGUGCUAGACUCACCAAGCUUACCAAGGACCAAUCUGACUAUGUCAGCAUACCCAUUGAAGGUCCCUACAAGCCUGUUCACUACAGGUACUGAGAAGAAGAAGCAAAGCAGAAAAAAAAGAGGCCAAAGCUUUGGUUUUAUGGUUAAAGGCCGUUUAUUGGCUAUGCUAUAAUCCUAAUGGCAUUUAAUUAUUUGAGUUGGUUCGGGUCUGGUUUGGUUGGGAAAAUUUGAGGUGAUUGGUCUUCUGAUUAGGUUGAUCAAAUAUUGGUAUGAAUAAGGGGUUGUUGUUCUUGGUUUUGAGAGGCUUCUUUUUGUUUUUUUUUUUUUUGUUUUUGUUUUUUUUAUUUAUAUAUUAUCUCAAGAUAAAUUAGUUUUUGUUUUACACUGUUUGUUAGGCUUAUUUAUGCGAUGUUCUGUUUACCGGUUUACUUUUCAGAACACAAGUGAGAAAACAAGAUACGUAAAGUUAUUUUGGCAAUAUUAGUGGAAAAUCUUGUCUUCUUUGAAUUGUAUGUAUGCUGAGGAGUGAGGAGGAUGGUCAAUCCAAACAUUCAACUUUUGACC